AUGCAAACUGCGCGGCACGCAAAACUCGACACGAGGCUAGGCGCUGAUUCGGUGGCACUUCUAGGUGCCGCGGAAACUGAAGGUCAAGUCACGCGGCAGCGGGCGGUCGUCGGCACCUACUCGCUGCGCAAUGACAAGGGUGAUGCUCCCUAUCGGGACGGGGGCUUAUUAGUCGUAUCGGCGACGCGAGAGGGAGAUGUAUGCUCGCUGUCGAUGGAGCAGGAGGUGCACGACAUCCCGGGUGUGCUGGACGUGGCAGCACAGACAAGCCCCGGUAUCCUAUACGCGGCCUGUGCAAAUGAUUCCUUUCUAGCAUUUGGAGAUAUAGAUGGAGAGGGAAGGUUUCUGCACUCGCUGCAGAAAGUUCGCGAGGUCGAGGAUCCGAACCGUAUCCUUCUUUCCGUGGAUGUGUGUGAGGAUCCCGGCAGUGAUGAUGCCUUCGUGGCGUCCUCGGAUUCGGCUGGUGGCAUUUCAGUAUAUCGUGCGGUGAAGCACGGCUGGGAGCCAGUGAUUCAACGAGAUACACACACGCAGGAGGCGUGGUCUGUGCAUAUUGAUGUAUCUCGAGAAGCGAUGUACUCUGGCGGAGAUGAUGGUGCGCUUGUUUGUUAUGACUGGAAUACCGAUAUUGAAUGCUUCAGACUCCGCAAAGCUCACGGGGGGGUUGGUGUGACGGCGGUUACGAAGAAUAUGUUUGAGAGCCGGGAGGAAGGGGAAUUUCAUCUGUGGAGCGGUGGGUAUGACGAUGUGCUACGUUUUUGGGAUAUUCGGUUCACAAAACAGUGCGUUUCUGAAGUUGCUGUCGGCGGUGGCGUAUGGCGCAUUCGGUUUCACCCGAAGAAGAAAGAUCUUAUGCUUGUGGCCACAAUGUACGAUGGCUUUAAGGUGGUCAGGAGGGACUGCUCUGAUCAUCUCGAGGUGCUAUGCCAUUAUCAAGGUCACGACUCUAUGGCAUACGGCGCAACAUGGGUUCCGGCAUUGGACCGCGGAGACCAGCACGUGGCAUUGACGGGUUCUUUUUAUGACCACUCCUUGCAGCUAUGGACGUUUGAUGACAACCCUUAGUUCAAAGGGUUGAGUUCCAGGAUCAUGUGCAACCGGUGACUGAAGAGCGAAGCUCCGUGCAUAGUGCUGAUUGGACGUAGCGCGAUGGAUUGACAAUACGUAUUUCAUAUUGGGUGAAAGGAGUGUCCAUGCUCCGGGCGGGGCUUGAUCGACUGCGCUGGCCGCUGGUGAUGCAAGAAUGUGAUCCAAAAACGUGAAACAAGAGGGUUUUGGUUGUCAUAAAGUAUACAUUGCGACCAAAUAAAAUAGGGUGAAGCUGUAUCUACGCUAUUGCUGUA
Messenger RNA from Chondrus crispus (carragheen), 1343 nucleotides. RefSeq lists its product as hypothetical. Gene Ontology annotation, molecular function: protein binding. The transcript has 2 exons. The record is from RefSeq and is a predicted model, not a curated record. NCBI's taxonomy places the organism in Eukaryota, Rhodophyta, Florideophyceae, Gigartinales, Gigartinaceae. Bases 1 to 1065 code for a protein of 354 amino acids.